Scaptodrosophila lebanonensis is the source of this 1596-nucleotide messenger RNA. It is a transcript of the gene zpg, whose product is annotated as innexin inx4. The transcript has 2 exons. Gene Ontology annotation, biological process: phototransduction. Gene Ontology annotation, molecular function: gap junction channel activity. Gene Ontology annotation, cellular component: plasma membrane; gap junction. The record is from RefSeq and is a predicted model, not a curated record. Bases 91 to 1248 code for a protein of 385 amino acids. Lineage: Eukaryota; Metazoa; Arthropoda; Insecta; Diptera; Drosophilidae.
UAAGAAACCGGAAGCAAACGAAGAUUGUGGAUCAUUUUUAGCGAAUUAGCUAAAUUUCGCAGGCUGACUUAAGAUUUAAAUUCAAAGAAAAUGUAUACAGCCGUCGCUCCACUCUCUAAGUACCUGCAGCAUAAGUCGGUGCGUAUAUAUGAUUUGGUAUUUACGCUCCACUCAAAAUGUACAGUAGCGCUGCUACUGGCUUGCACUUGUUUGCUAUCAGCCAAGCAAUAUUUCGGCGAUCCCAUACAAUGCAUAUCAGACUUGAAGUUCAGCGAUUAUGUACAUUCCUAUUGCUGGACAAUGGGCACUUAUAUAUGGAGCUACGACUACAAAAAACUGUCUCCGUCGGACCGCGAGUACUUGCUGAAUAAGGCUAAGGGCGCUUACGAAAACGCCACGAAAAACUCGGCCACGCCUGGAACUAAUCUACUGUACAUUCAGUACGAACAAAUACCUAGGGGCGCAAAAACCGAACGCAUCUUCUUACGUUACUACCAAUGGGUUGUGCUGGUGCUGCUACUGCAGUCCUUCGUUUUCUAUUUUCCGGCCUUUCUCUGGAAGGUUUGGGAGGGCGGUAGGCUAAAAUACCUGUGCGCGGAAUUACAUCAUAAGCUGGAUAAGGAAAAGAUCACAUCCCGACUUGGUGCAUUGGUGGAGUAUUUCAGAAGCGACUACAAAGAUGCGCACUUCCGCUAUUUUGCUUCAUACGUACUUUGCGAGGUCAUGAACUUCACCAUCAGCAUUGUCAAUAUGCUAUUGCUGAACGUAUUUCUCGAUAACUUCUGGGCCCAUUAUAUUGAAGCUCUAAACGUUGUGCCCUCCUACAACUGGGACCUGUGGAACCAUAUUGUCUCGCGCAUUUUUCCGAAGAUUGCGAAGUGCCAGCUACAAAUUUACGGCGCCGGCGGCUCGAACUCCGUGUAUGAUAAUCUAUGUCUGCUGCCCUUGAACAUAGUGAAUGAGAAGAUCUUCGCCUUCCUCUGGAUUUGGUUUAUAUUGAUGGCUCUGUUGGCGGGCCUCAAGCUGUUCUAUCGUCUGCUCGUCAUCUCCCAUCGCGGGAUACGUUUUCAUUUGCUGCACACUCAGGCACGCUUCAUGUCUAAAUCACAUGUGCAGAGUGUUAUACAGAACUGCAGUUAUGGCGAUUGGUUUGUUCUAAUGCGUGUGGCCAAUAACAUCAGCCCGGAGACGUUUCGCCAGUUGUUGCAGAUGCUCUACAGCGCCAAGUGUCCCCGAUCUAACCCGUAAACAAUCGACGCUGCGUAACCUGAUUUUUUCGAACAUUUCCUUUCAUUUCAUUCAGUAAUUACAUACCCAUCGUUUAUGAUUUGCUUAUGCGCCAGACCAUUUAUUUUUGAAGUUUGAAAUGACAUAAUGAAGCGCGCUAAUUUAUAAGUUUAUGAGACAAUUAAGUUCUUUAUAGUAUGUUAAGAAUAUUCAUCGGUAUAACACUUAUUAUCGAGCCCUAUUACAAAAAUAACUACACAUAUAUAUUGUAGCUAGUAAGUCGACAUGAAUUGCGAAACUCAGGUUUAUAAUUUCCCUUAAAUUUUUACACGCAUCGAAUAAAAUGCAUAAAUUCUGUUCCUUAAUGUA